Molecule: messenger RNA, 225 nt
Organism: Clunio marinus
Lineage: Eukaryota; Metazoa; Arthropoda; Insecta; Diptera; Chironomidae
Source: the annotation of a GenBank genome assembly
AUGUUUGACUGUCAACUUGAGACAUAUGACGUGGGGCAACAUGAGAAUAAACAAAUUAACGGCAAUGAUGUGCGUCAACGGAAAUGUACUGAACGUCAGUACCAAUGUAAAUCUGGUGAAUGUAUUCACAUAAGAUACACUUGCGAUGGUGAAUUUGAUUGUUCCGAUAAUAGCGAUGAAGAUCCGAAACAAUGCUUUAAUAAAGAUCGAUUACAUACAGAAUAA